AGGUUGCAAAAAUAACGAAGAUGGUGGAUGUAAUUGACAGCGAAGAAAUUGUUGAAGACUCAAUUAACACAGAGUUGGUCACUGAUUUCAGCCGAAAUUCCCCAUUGGAAGAUGAAGAUGAUGAUUCUCAUGAAUUAGAGUUAAUUCCUCAAUUUUUCUUUGCUGAAGACGAAGCUGAUAAUGCUCUCAAUUGCGAAUUGCUCAUUCCUUCGCUUUUCUUCCAUGAAGAGGAAGAUUUGUCUGGCAAGUUGAAUUUUCAAUCUAAAGGAGUUAUCAGUUCUGAGGUUAAUUGUGAGAAACUCGAAUGCUCGGCAGAAUUGGUCAUUAGUCACAGUAAACUAGUUGGUAAGAAUUGUUUUACUCUUCUCUUGGAUCAUUUUCGUAGCAUAUUUGAUCCUGGUAAGUAUGUAGUGGUACCACAUAAUUUUUUGGGAAAAUUGAUUCUUAGCCUUGGGUUUAAAUCAGAUAUGGAGUUUACAGAUAUAAUAAAAUCCUUGUUUGUUAAUUCUGCUGAAAUUCAUAUUGAUGGGAAGCUGUUUGUUAAAAUGUCCGAGAGUAUAGCUUGUAAUUUAGGCAGUGACAGAGCUGAUUUUUGGUUACAACUUGCACAAGUAUUUGAUCGUGGAAAAUUCCUUGAAGCUAUUGAAAGGUACCCUUAUUGUGUUAGCAACAGUUUUAAGCUCAAUUUAGAUAUGCUUACUUCUUGCUUGGUUAAUUUUAAUGGGUCAAUCCUAACUCUACUAAAUGAUCAUGAUGGGAAAUAUGUUAAUGAGCUUAUUUGUGAACAUGGAUGCUGGUCAGAAUUGAGGUUAAGUGAACCUGUUGCUUGUAUACUAACCAAAGGUGGUGUUGCUGGUAUUGCUUGGAUACUGUUUGUUAAAAUGCCUGAAAGCUGUGUAGCUUGGAGUUAAAUCUGCGGCAGAUAUGAAUUUUUCUGGCAACUUAAAAGGGAUUCUCAAAGUAAAGGAAUGGUAGACACUGAGGUACAGGACUUCAACAUACUGAAUCAUAUUUCUGAUGAUGUACUUGGACAGUUUGUAAGGUGGAAGUUUAGUAUGCAUAAUAACUUGCAUCAAAUAUUAUCCUACUCAAUCAAGUUUAUCAUGGUAUAAUACUUCAUACACUUAACUCUAAUUACUUCUAUUUGUGCUUUCUCACCUGGUACUUGUCAUGCUCGACUGAUAUUUGAUCGUGGUAAAGUAAUUGAACUUGUUGGGGUGUGUUCUUCGUUUGUCAAAUUCUUCUUUAAUCCUUGUUUGAUUUUUCAUAACGGAUUGAAUUUCAUGGAUACUUACAAUGCCAAAACCGUGUAUGAGCUGAAUUUGGAACUUGGGGUUUCAUUUCGAAGUGGUAAUUGAGUCUGCGAUUGUGGUUCUGUGUGUUAAAACUGGUGUCAUUCAUGAUAGUAGUAAUCUGUUGGAGAGAACGCCAUAAAAAGAUGGUGUGCGGAGUUUGACUAAUGGUGAUACCUGUUAUUAUUUUCUUUGGGACCUUACUCGUUCCUUAUUUGAUCGUGGUAAAUGUCAAGCUAUAUCCAAUUCUUCUUAUAAGGGAAAAUUGUUUCUUCAAAGGAACUCUAGGCUUGGGUGCCAGUCACAUUUUUCGUUUCUGAUUUCAUUUAAAUUUGUGAUGGCUAAUGAUCCUAACUACGAAUUCAGUUUUGGUCUAACAAAAUUUUACUCAUUUGUACUUGUGUGUUCGAUUUUGAUGGUUUAUGGCAAUGAGAUUUUGUUUCUGAACCUGUUUAUCAAUGAGAUCUUUCAAGUGCAACUUCAAGCUUCUCCCUGUCAUGUGUUGCUUCCCUUGGAGACUUCUGGGGUUUGUUUUAUUCAACUGCUUAGGGAAGUUUCUUCUUCAGCACUGAGAGGUUAUCUCAAGUCUGGUUCCUAUGGACAAUUACUGGAAAUGGUUUCAGCUCAACUGUGUGGAUUAGUAUAUCGAGCGCUAGAAGGUCAUAGUCGGACCAGAUUUUUUUCACAGGCAGUAGAAAUUCAUGUUUCAACUGCUGAAGAAACUCAGGUCUUACUCCCGGUGAUUCAAAUUCUAUAUGUAUUAAUGUUGGUGGAAUUCUUGAGGUGGAAAUUCAAAUUGCUUUCAACCAGUUUAAGGAGUAUGAGAAAUUGUAGUGUGUGUUGAUGCAUAUAGGUGUUGGUUAGAUUGGUUGUUUAGUGAUCUAAUGGUGUGGAUGCCGGCUAAUGAUGGUGCUGCUACUACUUUCUGUCGUGGAUUCUCUGCGGAGCAACCUGGAAGUUCUUUGAAUUAUGUAAUAUUGAUUAGAGCAACUUAUAUACCAGCUGGUGAACUAUUCUCACACAAGUUGUUGGUCAUGUUGAAUGAUGAUUGGAUUAGACUUCAGGCCUGUUCUCUUGUAUUGAUUCUCAUUAUUGUUAGAAGUUGUUUAUGGUUUUCAAGGAUGGGUUUCUUCGUAUACAGUAAAAUGCCUCUAUCUUUGCUGUAUGAGAGUCUAGAUGUUCGAGAGGAAGUUGUGAAGUUGAAGUUCUAUGAGAGAAUAAUGAGAAUACAACUCAUGCUCGCAAUAAUUCACAUUCCAGUUGUGAUGUUCCUGGUGGUCUGCUCGAAGUGGGAACUCAAGAUGUUUCUGUGGGGCUUAUGGGGUGCAGGAAUUAUUAGUGGGAUCACUGUAACUAGUAUGGGAAUUCACUUCUGCAUGGGAAAGGUUGACUGCGGACAAGUGACUUUAGCCAAGGACGACAAGGUAAGGGUGCUACAUAGGAGAAAAGGAGAAGCUGAAGAUGCUCAAAUAUUUCAAGCAGUUUGCCUUCUAAUCAGGUAUGAUAAUUGUAUGAAUGUUUGCACUAGUCGUGUAACAUCACUAUGCUCAGCUCCAAGUGCUUCUGGGUGUAAUUACAAAGAAGAAGAAAAGGAUAUUUCCACUCAUGCCUUGGCUGAAAUGCGGAAACAUGACAAUCUGGGAUCUAUUGAGGUGUUGUUAUCAUUAGUUCACAUACUUGCAACUAUACCUGAUGAGAUUGUAUCGCUCACCGGAAAACAGGCUACUCAGCUUGAUGGUAUACAACUACUUAUUCAUGGAACUCAACUAAAGGACACAUGUUCUAGUUUUGAUGAUAAAAGUGGACAGACUUGUGGCAGUCAGCGAAUCUCUAUGUUUGAAAGAAAGUUAAGUUCACUGGUUAAUAAGAGUAACUAACAUCGUAGAUUAUCAACACAAUCGCAGAGAAAACAUAGGAUAAUUUAAAGGGGUGGGUAUUUGUCAUGUCCCAUGUAUUUGUCAUGUCCCUGUUGGUGGGUACCAUCGUGUUAAGGGGUGCCUUUGGUAUUAGUUAGUAGUUGUAAUGCAUGUGUGUCGCACAUGCCUUCAGGUUGUGCCCUAUUUAGUUGAGUCUGUA
Messenger RNA from Papaver somniferum (opium poppy), 3368 nucleotides. RefSeq lists its product as uncharacterized. Bases 2177 to 3169 code for a protein of 330 amino acids. The record is from RefSeq and is a predicted model, not a curated record. NCBI's taxonomy places the organism in Eukaryota, Viridiplantae, Streptophyta, Magnoliopsida, Ranunculales, Papaveraceae. The transcript has 2 exons.